Adineta ricciae is the source of this 387-nucleotide messenger RNA. Lineage: Eukaryota; Metazoa; Rotifera; Eurotatoria; Adinetida; Adinetidae. The record is from the annotation of a GenBank genome assembly.
AUGGUUAUUGAACAAUCAGAUGAUGAAAAACAGGGAAAAUCAUUAAAAGAAUUCGAUAAAACCUAUCGACGCACUACAGCGACAUUCUGGUACACAGAAGAAUCGCCUGUUUAUAAAAAUCUCAAUGAAGUACUACAUAUACAGAAUAUUGAUGGUGUCAAACCCUUCGCAUCAUUUAUCAAAUAUUUAAAUGCUCAACUUGGUGAAGAACAUUCGUCAUUUGUAAAGAAACAACGGAAAAAAGUGCUAUAUUUCAAGUUUACUGUGGUCAGUUCAUCAGUAAAGACGAAACUGCACGUUAGAAAUCCAAUCCGAGAAACUAGAUCUCAAUCAAUUCGUUUUUUUCAACGUGUGCAAAUCGAGGAAAAGCAUUUGAACUCAUCAUAA